AUGAAGUUGUUGUCAGUGUGUGCACCUACCGGAGCUUAUGGCAAUGAUGAUGUAGAGGAACUCUAUGAUGCUCUCGAGAAUGCAAUGAACAGCCCUUCGAAAGGAACGUAUGUUGCGUGCGCUCACGAUUAUAAUGCUCACCUUGGCCGAGGAGAAUCUGGAGAGAAUCAUGUCGGGCCACACGGAAUUCCAGGACGCAGCAAUCGGAGAGAAACACUGGCUCAGUUCUGUGAAUGA
Messenger RNA from Haemonchus placei, 237 nucleotides. The record is from the annotation of a GenBank genome assembly. Lineage: Eukaryota; Metazoa; Nematoda; Chromadorea; Rhabditida; Trichostrongylidae.